AUGAACCGUAGGCUCACUGUGGAGACGAGCUAUAGCAGCGAUGGCGAAGUCGUGGCAGAAAGUUUGGAUAUGCGACACCUUAAACCGGCCUACCACCACCCAAAGGUCGCCGACUUGCCUGAUCCGGAAUUGUCCCCAUUCGCAAACCAAGAGGUACUCCUUGGAAAUGUUGGAGGACCAGCUGUUGAAGUGGAAAUUGUCGAGAAGUACCCAACAAUAUGCAUAGUAUGUGGCGUGGAUUUUAAGUUACGUUCUAACCUACAUGCCCAUCUGACUGCUCACGAACACUUGAUGGGGAAAUUAGAUAACUACCUCAAAGUGCCCGUUUAUGAGUGCAAACACUGUGUGGCUGAAGUAAAUGCUUCAACAGUUCUCCGCCAUCGCUGCUUCCUGAAACAUAAGGAAGAUAUUGAAAAAGUAGAAAGGCAAAUGGAUACGGUUGGCAGUCCCCUUGUUUGUGUAUUCUGUCGAGGGCGAGUUCUACCCUCAAGAUCCCAUCUGAUCGCUCACCUCAUAGCAACCCAUUCACCACACCGGAACCCUUUCCGCUGCAUAUUUUGUCACACACAAUUCCGGUCUGAUAGCCUUCUGAUGCAAGAAAUGCACGUCUUCGACCACCACGUUCCGGAACUUGAGUUCAUAAACCGGCUUGCCUACUUCAAGGCCGUCAAGACGAUGCAAGGUGGCAACGUGGAGGCCACGACACCCUUUUUAUGUCUGUAUGACGGCCGCAAAAUGGAACAGUCGAGGUGGUGGGAAACACUGAGGGCCGCAAUGAAGGCUGCCAAGGAGAGCGGUGCUCAGGACACUGAAAAGACUGAGGCAAUACGUGAACUCCCCACGGUGACGGGCUUCUGUGCUCAAACCUUUAAUACUCUCGCCGAGUUCACGACUCACCUCUACUGUCAACACACGUUUGUGGCCCAGGGCCUCGACGCGGAGAGCGUUCUAACUGACGAGGAGCUGAAGAAGUUGGAUAAGGCACUGAAGCGGAUCCCGGGGCCCACAGUUCGACAGAUGAUGAGUGGCCCACCGUCAGGAGACUCCGCAGCGGCCGAACAUGGCGGAUCAAAGGCUAAAAAGACCUCCAAAAUUGUG
Dibothriocephalus latus is the source of this 1098-nucleotide messenger RNA. NCBI's taxonomy places the organism in Eukaryota, Metazoa, Platyhelminthes, Cestoda, Diphyllobothriidea, Diphyllobothriidae. The record is from the annotation of a GenBank genome assembly.